AUGAUUAUUUCUGCUCCACGUGGCAGCAGUCUACGUCCUCUACAUCGUACAAAAAGGACCUGGAUUAUCACUACCAUUGAUAUUCAAGAGGAGGACAAAGGACCAUUCCCAAAAUAUGCUGGACAGCUGUUCAAUAACAAAUCAUUUAAUACAUCAAUAAAAUACUUAAUCAGUGGACCUGGGGUAGAUGAAUCUCCAGAGAUUGGAUUGUUUUCUAUAGAAGAUGAUGCAAAUGGGCAUGUCUUUGUACAUCGUACCAUUGACAGAGAAAAGACUUCAACUUUUCAGAUACGUUUUGAUAUUGUGCACAGAAAAACUGGUCAACCAUUGGACCACCCUUUAUUUUUCAAGAUAAAUGUUAAGGAUAUUAAUGACAAUGCACCUGAGUUUCCCAAGGAGGAAUAUAGUGUUACAGUAAGAGAGACCCACAGUAAAGAUGAGCCAGUUUUUCAAGUUACUGCCUUGGACAGAGAUGAAGAUGGCAAUGUGAAUUCUCAGGUGUCCUAUUCUCUAAGUAUGCAAAAGCCCCUUUCAGAUGGAUUCACAUUUAAUAUUGAUCCUACCACAGGAUUAAUACUUCUGUCAGGAUGCUUGGAUUAUGAGACUGCCAGCUCUUUCAAACUUCUGAUUAAAGCCAGUGACCAUGGAACUCCCCAGCUGUCAUCUACUGUAAUAGUGAAUGUAGCUGUUGAAGAUGCAAACAACCACCAUCCUGUGUUUACUAGUGAUAAUUACCAGCUGCAGAUUUCAGCAGGUCAAGAACAUCCAGCUGUACUAAGGCUCCACGUGGAAGAUAGAGACUCUCCCAACACUCCUGCUUGGAGAGCAAAAUACAGAGUGAUGAAAGGCAACGAGAAGGAACAGUUCACCAUUGAGACAGAUCCAGACACAAAUGAAGGCAUUUUGAGUAUUACCAAGCCUCUUGACUAUGAAGAUGACUCUGAGAUGAGACUUGUCAUUUCUGUAGCAAAUGAAGAAGCUUUUUUCCUCUGUAAAAACGGCACUGUGAUGAUCCCAAGCCUAGAAUCCAUAAAUACAACUGUGUACAUCAAGGUCUUGGAAUCACAACGUGUUCCAAGGUUUCAUCCUCCUAUACUUACUGUCCAAAGAGAAGAUUCAGUGAAGCCUGGGAGAGUGUUUAGGAGGUAUCCUGCCACAUAUCCAAAUGAUGUGCCCAGUAAUAUAAAAUAUGAGCUAGCCCAUGACCCAGAUAGUUGGCUGAGUGUGGAUGAGAAUUCUGGAAUUCUUACUGUGGCAAAAGAAUUUGAUCAAGAAUCUCCUCAUGUGAACAACAGCCUGUACACCAUCAUUGUUCAUGGUAUUGAUCAUGGUAUUCCACCACAGACUGCUACUGGUACUAUCCUGCUUUACUUGUCUGACAUUAAUGAUCAUAUGCCAAUGUUAGUGGAUCCUUCUUUAGAUGUGUGUGACAAAAAUGAAGGGACCCCUUUCAUUAUAAGAGCUAAGUCUGCUCCCAUCAGUUCACAUUCUGGGCCAUUUACAUUUGAGCUGGCUGAGGACCCUGAAGAUGUGAAGCAUAAUUGGAAAUUAGGAAGGAACUUUGUUUCCAGUAUUCUACUUUGCCAGUUUUAUGUGCCAGGAUCUAAAAGCAAAGCCAUUAUUCUACCUGAAGAAGGUGAACAGACUUUCAUUAAUUAUAAUGAAGAGAGCAGAACAUAUUUGUCUCAGGCUGAGCUUGAUCUAACAGAUCAUACUGUUCUCUCACCUGUGUCUGUGAAGUCUGGAAAAGCAUCGAUUGCUGAGGAUGGCCUGUACCCUAGUUAUGAGGCAUUCCAAACAAGACACCUUGAUCACAUCACACAGACAGUGGACAAAAUACUGGGUCAGAAACUGUAUUACCAAAAUGCACUGGAAGAUUAUGGGGCCAUCUACGAACCUUACAGAUAUGCUGAAGAAGGAGACCUAGAACAAAGUCACUCUGUCUGCUCUGACUCCAUUGGCAGUGAGGAUGUGCCUGCUGAUUUUUUGAACACUCUGGGACCAAAGUUUUCUGCUCUGGAAAAAAUCUGUCAGAAGAAAUUUCCAUCAUUCAAUUAA
This is a messenger RNA of Chaetura pelagica (chimney swift), 2058 nucleotides long. RefSeq names its product cadherin 26 (gene CDH26). Bases 1 to 2058 code for a protein of 685 amino acids. NCBI's taxonomy places the organism in Eukaryota, Metazoa, Chordata, Aves, Apodiformes, Apodidae. Gene Ontology annotation, molecular function: cadherin binding; calcium ion binding. The record is from RefSeq and is a predicted model, not a curated record. Gene Ontology annotation, cellular component: catenin complex; adherens junction; plasma membrane. Gene Ontology annotation, biological process: cell morphogenesis; adherens junction organization; cell-cell junction assembly. The transcript has 14 exons.